Lontra canadensis (Northern American river otter) is the source of this 1280-nucleotide messenger RNA. It is a transcript of the gene UROS, whose product is annotated as uroporphyrinogen III synthase. Gene Ontology annotation, molecular function: uroporphyrinogen-III synthase activity. Lineage: Eukaryota; Metazoa; Chordata; Mammalia; Carnivora; Mustelidae. The transcript is spliced from 10 exons. Gene Ontology annotation, biological process: uroporphyrinogen III biosynthetic process. Bases 287 to 1081 code for a protein of 264 amino acids. The record is from RefSeq and is a predicted model, not a curated record.
AAUUCUUUAUUUCUUUAAAAUAAUUUGUCUAUUUGUUAAUGAUACAACCCCCAAAUUUUAUCACUCCUCUUCAGGAGCCUUAAAUGUGUGGCCAGGACACCGGCUUUCCCUAAUGGCUUUCAUCUGCCUUUCCAAGUGAUAUCAAGUGCCAGCAUGCUGUCCCUUGGCCUUAUCAGUGACAGGGGCUUCAGAAGGAACAAGCCCAUUAACGCUAAGUCAUUGCGGAUGAGGGAUAGGUCAGUCACCUCACUCUGUCCCAGCGCCCUGUAAGGACUGCCAAGCCAUAAUGAAAGUUCUCUUACUGAAAGACACCAAGGAGGAUGACUGUGGCCAAGAUCCGUACAUCAGGGAAUUGGGGUUACAUGGACUCGAAGCCACUCUGAUCCCUGUUUUAUCAUUUGAGUUUUUGUCUCUUCCCAGUUUUUCUGAGAAGCUGUCUCAUCCUGAAGGCUAUGGAGGACUCAUUUUUACCAGCCCCAGAGCAGUGGAAGCAGUGGAGCUGUGUUUGGAGAAAGGCAAUAAAACGGAAGUCUGGAAACAUUCUCUGAGAGAAAAAUGGAAUGCUAAGUCAGUGUAUGUGGUCGGAAAUGCUACUUCUUCUCUAGUGAAGAAAAUCGGCCUGGACACAGAAGGAGCAAACUCUGGAAAUGCAGAAAAGCUUGCAGAAUACAUCUGUUCCCGGGAGUCACCAGCAUUGCCCCUUCUGUUUCCCUGUGGAACCGUCAAAGGAGAAAUCCUGCCGAAAAUGCUCAAGGACAGAGGGAUCCCCAUGGAAAGCAUAACUGUCUAUCAGAAGAUCCCACACCCAGGAAUCCAAGUGAACCUCAACAGCUACUAUUCUAAGCAGGGCGUUCCGGCCAGCAUCACGUUCUUCAGUCCCUCCGGCCUUACAUACAGCCUCAGGCACAUUCAAGAGUUAUCUGGUGACAGCAUCCAUCGAAUUAAGUUUGCCGCCAUCGGCCCCAGCACAGCCCGUGCGCUGACCGCCCAGGGCCUGCGUGUGAGCUGCAUGGCCGAGAGCCCCACGCCGCUGGCCCUGGCCAAGGGUCUCCAGGUGGCCCUUCAGGCCCCCAGCUGCUGAGACGGUGACCAUUCCCACUGCGCUGCUGUCCCCGGCCCAGGGCACCGUGCUGCUGCUGCGGGGAAGCGGCGAGCCAUCAGCAGGGCCCCCACGCCUCGGCCUCGUGCCUCUGCAGGGCCCCUGGGGCUGGCGAGAGCUCCUCUGGCAGAGGCAAGAAAACCAAAUAAACCGCCCGGCUCCCGGCACCGACUGUGUUGUC